AUGAGACGAAAGAGAAAAGAGGACGACGUUUAUGCUGCGAGUUUGAUGAAAUUCACCUCCGGGAUUUGUAAGAUGUUUCUGCUGCCGAAGUGGUGGAUUAUUUGGAUGUUUUUCCUGUCAGGUAGGUUCUGUAGAUGUUGCCGGACUUUGUAUGAGGCGCUGUAACAGGUUGCUAAACUCUGGGUUCUGUCUGAAGCAGCUGCUGUUUACUGCAGUCUGAACAAAUGUAUCUGGAAAUUUACACACCAAUAUGACCUCUUUAGCUCUUAACAGUUAGUACAUUUGGGUUUAAUUUUUGUCUACAUAUAUGCUUAUUAAAAGAGUAAUACUUACUCCGUGUAUUUACUCUGAAGUAUUUCAAAAGUACGGUUGCAGCUUUGGUUUGUUUGUUUGUGUAAAUUGAAGUUAUACUCACAGGUUUUAAGGUUGACUGUUAUUCAGUCAUGUGUGAAUAAUCUGGCUAGAAGCUUGGUGAAGCUGUGGAUUAGGAGGCGUAAUUUACGAGAUUAACAAGAUUCCUGAGUGAAAUCACAGCUGGUUACCUCUUAGCUGGUAUAAAACAUUUACCUUUCAUUGUUGUGUCUCAAACCUUUGAAAACAUUAUUGGAUAUACUCAGAUGGACAGAUUUUUCAACGCAAUAUUUAGGUUAAUUUAAGAUUUUAGUGCCUAAAAUUUAGGCAAUCCUUGUAAAAUGUGUAAAAUUGAUGGUUUGCAAAUGAUUUAAGGUCUGAAUUUAAUUGAAAAUAGUGAUGAGACAGUUUCUCAAGUGAUUAAUGCAUCAUUAUUACAGUUUUAUGAAAAGUAUAACUCUUAAAAAGAUGGUAAAUCUCCUCCUGGCUAAAUGAAGAUAAAGUAAAUAAGUUAAAAAAAACUGUUUGAUUCUGGCAACACUUUUUAAAACAGCCUCAACAGACAGAACUCUAUAAAAGAUGUGCUUUGUGAGAAGAAAAAAUGAAAUAAAAUAAGAAAACAGGUAGAAAAUCUUCCAAACAAUGAAGUCAGUUUGCAACAAGUGAAUAACAUGAGCAGGUAUAGAAGGACAUGUCCAAGAGGCUGAGUCUGUCAGCGGUUAAGAUGGGAUGAGGUUCACCACUUGGCGAGAGACUGUGCCAGCAACUGGUUCAAUUCAAGACGAAUAAACCAAACAUAAAGUUAAAAGAAUUUUUGGAUUAUAGAGCAGAGUUUUUCCUGAGAACAGCUUUUGUGGACUAGAAGAAAAAAAGGCAGUUCAUCUUCCCAUCCAUGACUAUAGCCUGUAUAACGGCAAAUGACUGAACGUCAUGCAGUUUUUUUGUCUGUCUUCUUCGGUGAAAUCAGAACAGCAAACACUGAAUACCACAAAUAGAACUAUUUUAACCAUGCAGGCGUCAGUAUGCUCUCUCCUUCUUCUCUUGCUUUCAUUUUCUCCUGUAGAGAUGGUUUUGUCAGAUAGCUAAUAAAACCUGGAUUGCCCUGCAGCCUGAAAUCCCAGAAAGACCCAGACCUUUUUUUUUCUUUUGGUCUCAGUUCCUAGAAGUCAGAGUUAUAUUCUCCCUCAGGAAUGCAUGUUAGAGUUAGCGUGGAUCUUCUUUGUCUGACUUUCAAUGAUAUGUUGGGCAAUUCACCAUCCAAGGCAAACAGUUUAAAACAGAACCAAACUAGUUUCAGAUGUCACACUUUCAUCCUGUUAACUUCUUUUUAGUUGACUUUUGUUUUUUUUUGUAGCUCAGCGAGGCCAUUAAGUAUGACCUUUAACUGAUUUAUAUUUUAAAGGAGAAAUAAUAGGAUUAAACAAGAAUUACUAAAAGUUCAAACAAGUAUCACCAACUAGAAAAGUUUCCAAUAUUGCAUUCAAAUAAAAACUUUGUCUAAACUAGAGACAACAGUUAAAAAAACUACACAGAGAAAUAUCUAAAGGAGAGAAAUCUGUCUAUUAUUGAAUUAACAAACAUGUCUAUAUUCAACUUGUUGAUUAUCUACAGCUUACCCAUACAUAGACGAUACCUGGGUGGGCCGACCAUGCAUUUUUUGGCCACCCCAAGUAUAUUCUCGGACUAUUUUUACUUUCAUUUUAUUGAUAGAAGAUCACUAUUCAUGAUUAAUAUUCAGCACUUAAACAUGUCUCCUGUCCCUCGAAACACUACAUCAUAACAGGCCUCUUCUACUCAUGAAUCAACUGUUUGUUUUGACCAGCCUUCCUCAAAAAUGUUUUUAUAUUUAUGCGUGAUAAGGACAGAGCAGGUAUCAGUAAAAACAUGCUGCUGUGAAUAUAUCAGUGUUGGUGUUUUUAUAAAAGCACUUCUCAGAAACCCAUUGAAGGUGUUUGUUCAGGUUUGCUCGCUCUUAAGGAGAGGGAGGAAAUUCUUUCAUCAGGUCUGGUCUGAAUUACGUGGAGCAGCUCUCUCUCAUCCCUGAUCACUGGUCCACUUCAUUCCCACCUCCCACUGCUCAGCCUGAGAAACACACACACAGAUAUCCACAUGCACAGAUGUUUCAGGGUGUGUGUGUGUGUGGGUGUGUUUUUCCUCACAUGGUCACCUCUCUAGUGUGUGUUGCUGUUGAACUGUGGAGCUUGAGCUCCCGGUCAUCAUGUGACGCAGAGUCUUGCAGCUUCAGGCGCUCCUUCACAACUGCAGGUCGCCUUAGCUCACACAGUUGCCAAAAUGCAAGAUGGAUCUUCUGAGAGGAAAACAAUGAUUUGUCAGAUGUUUUUAAAGUGAGUAAAUAAGAGCAGGUGUCUCCUUAGAGCUAAAGCAGGUAUCUGAAUCACUGUGUUGCUGUCUGCUGUGGUAAUCCUUAGAUCUCCCUCAUUGCACAGUCCCUGUUAUUACCUAAACCUGCUUUGGUUGCCACAUCUUUGAGGUGUUUGCUCAGGCUGCAUGCAUACUGAAACCUCCUCACAGGAGCUUUAAGACGUUUAGUUUAAAUGUGAAAACUGUGGAUCUUUGAACCCUGGCAAUAAGGUGUAAAGCAUUCAAAAGUACCUCUCUGGUGCCCCUCAGCUUAGAGUUACAAUCAGUGCUGCUGCUCUGACUGUUGACCAGCCAAACUCCUGUUCCCCACCUCCUGUUGUUUUAGAAACACCAGCAUGCACCUCCUGAGCUUACAUUCAUCUCCUUCUCCUGUUUACAACCUUCCGCCCCAAGCAAAGACGUUUGCUGGUCUCCUUCCGAAAUAAUCCCUCAUUAAUCACUUCUAAUGAACUCCAGUCACUGAUUGGCGCUGAGUAUUUCCUGUUAGAGUCCCACAAACACUUAAAAUGUAAAGAUCAACCUGACUCUGUUGUUUUUUAACCCUUUCUAAUUUCACUCUUCAGUGAUCCUCCUCAAUCAUCCUCUCCUCCUCCUCUCUUAGGUGUCCUCCCUCCUGGUUGUUCAGGCGUUCACGUGUUCGUAAGAGAUGAGAAGAGGUAUGCCGUGCUGUUCCAGUCUGUGGUUCUACCCUGUCACUACAACAGCGUGUCCACGCAGACCCCAGUGGUGCAGUGGGUCUACAAGUCGUACUGCCGAGACCGCACGCGGGAUUCAUUCAAUUACCCAGACAGCCUGGGUGGAAGCCUGGGAGGAGGCGGGCUGACGGGCGGAGCAGGGGGAGCUGUUGGAGGAUACGAGACCGCGAUGACGGCGAGCUACCUGGACUGUGCUGACAGCAGUCGGACUGUCCGAACUGUGGCCUCCAUCUCUGGCUCCUCCAUCACACUGUCAGAGUACUACAAGAACAGAGACAUCUCCAUCAUCAACAGUAAGGUUUUCUAUAUAUUAAAAACUCUUGAAAAAGUGGUGCAAAAUUCACAUGUGAGGAAAAAAACAAUGAGGGAUAAGAGACAUCAAAGAUAACACAACUCACAACUUUAAAACCAAAAGACCAGACCCUUUUAAACCAAGCUUUUUUCCACAUUUUUGGGGUUUAGUGGACUCAAGUUUUGCAUUCUCCUACUACCUGUAAAUCUGAGCAUUUGCCCACCUUGCACACAGAUUUCUGAUAAAAUUCCCGGAGUGAUUCUGCAUAUCUGUAGAGGACAGUGAGAGGCAGGCGAGGCUUUACUGAGCGUUUAAGAGCUCUCUGAACAAUCAGGUGAUAUAACUCUACUCAUUCUAGGGUUUGGCACGAGAAGAAAAGAGAGAAGUGUCACGUGUUGAAGACAGUGAGCCUGUUUCUGAGGGGAGAAAAAAGACAGCACUUGGCAUUUAGUCAGACAUCACCAGUCAGCCAGAUACUAAAGCAUGGUAUAGAAACCAAGUAUAAUGCAGUCAGUGUUUAAAAGUAUGAUGGAUGUAAGAUCAGUCAGUACAAAGUACAGAAGUAGGAUCAAAAAUAUCAGAUGUAGGAUAUAAAUAUAACAGGGUUACAACUUUCUGUGUCUGCUGUUGUUGACAAAGUUGGUAUCAGAAGUCCCGCCUCCUCUUGAGUUUAAUUGGUCAGUGAUGGGAGAGUGACAUAGGCUGUGAUAGCUCCAGAAGAUGAAUUUCUAUAAGAGUCCUGAGAGCAUCGGGACAACAGCAGCAGACACAGAUCAUAGCAGGAUCAUUCAAGAUGACUGUGCAUAUAUCUUUCAGUUAAACAUAAAGAGGCAGUAUGGAACGUUUUAAAAACCUUAUUUAGUUUUUGUAACGUUUUAGUUAUCAGUUUCAUUUGUGUCUAAGAGGAGGAGACCUGUACUACAGUUUCAGAAAGCCGAGAAACCAAAAUAUAGUAACACGAAACUCAGUUCAAGCUCCUGUGAGGAACUUUUGGUUAGUGUCCAUUUUGGCGCCCCCUGUGGACAAAGCUAUCCUUGCUUCACCUUGUCCUCUACAUACUUCAAAUGUAACUACUUCAAAUGUAUCAUUGAUUGUGAUUAUUGGGAACUGUAAAACUGGGCUGUUUCUUCAGCCACCCAGCUGACACCUGACCCCCUUUUCAGGCAAUUUCAGGCAUAAAAAAUAAAACAUAAAAACCGAGAGUAUCUAACAUCAAGGAUCAUUCGAAGGACACUACCUCUGUGUGUGUGGUUGUGUGUGUAUGAGUGUGUAGCCUUGUUUGCAGGCCUCAGAUUUAUGGAGCUCUAACUCAGGCUGAAGAAUCGAGCUUCUCUUCACCAGCCAGGAGCGCAGACAAAAGAAACGGUUUUCACGCUGUCCCCUCAUUCAUCCUGACCCCUGGUCUUUCUCUCUGAUGUACUUCAAUGUCCUGCUUUUAUUUAUGACCCUCCACAUCCCUCCACAUCCCACCAUCCACACACACACACACGCACAGACAUGUUGUUAACAGUGCUAGACUUGUCUGUCACUUUUUCUUUUUAUCUCUUCUCAAACAGCUCAGUGCAGCGAAGGAACAAAAAAACUGAAAGCUUUAACUAUGUUGCCUGUAGAGACGCCCAGCCAUCCAUACCCAUGUAAUCCUAUUCAGGGUCAGAGGGAUUCUGGAGUCUGUCCCAGCAUGCACUAGGCAGGGGGUGCACUGUAAAUCACAUGGCUAACACAGAUUAAACCCCCUACUUUCUCCUUCAUUUUCAAGUUGGCACCCAUUCAACUGACAUGAUGUGUGUAGAAAGUGGGAGUUACACAGAAGCACAAAAACGUUUUAAUAUGGUGUCCCUGCAAAUAAAAGUAACAAUUAUUAUUGGAAUAAAGUAUAGCUAUACUGAAUGACUGGAGGCACCAUUUGUUGAGGAGGGGUAGGUCAAAGUGGUGAGCUCUGACGGGCCCGUCUCUCCUUCCCUUUCCCUCACCAACAGGAAAAGGAAGUGAAUUAUACAACCCAUUUCCUGUCCGCUGUAUCUACAUGUCUGACCCACAAUGGAGUCAGCAGCCAAGUAUUGUUGGAUUCUCCGGCAGGCUAUAUUUGGGUUUGUGGAUAUGCAUCAUGUUGGUAUCCUACUUCCAGACUUAGAAAACACUCAAAACAACAGUUGUCUGCAUUAUAAAUUAAGUAUUUCAGUGGUCUGGGUUUUUUUUAAGAGAACUGGACUUCAUAUCUCUGAUCUCAACCCGUCUUAACACCUGGGAGACACCUGUGAGGCAGUGCAGUAAAGACAACAUGAUCGCUUCACCUUACUAAUGCUUUUCUGACUGAAUGGGAACAAAGUCACCACAUUAACCUUAUAUGGAGAGUCUGUCCAGAGUUGUGAAUAUAGCAGCAAAGAAAUGAUCACAGUUUAGUAUUCAUGUAGAUGACUUUACCGUAUCUUGGGAGUUUUUAAAGUAGCUACAGUUUGCAGAAAUGCUCUCAGCUUACAGUGGAUAUUGAGUUUUCUGUAGUUACAGUAAACUACCAACGUACCUUUGCUUUUGAACAUGCAUGUUGCACAAAGAAAUUCAGCAUUUUCUCAAACUUGAUUAAAGGACUCCUGCUCACCUUGAGAAGGCCAUUUGAAAAUUAGUAGUGACGCUUAAAAAAGAUAGUAUUUACAGAGAUGUGAACUUAAAAAGGUUGAAGAUGACAGUAGAGAUCUUGGUCUCUCAAUCCAACCAUAGUCCUUGUUCAUUUUCGCUACUUCAAACCAUAAACAUAGGGCUGUGGGCAAACUUUAGAAAUUUAUCACACGGAACAUAAAUUUUUCUCCCCCCUGAUUGCGAUGUUGACAUGUAGUUAUUGUAAGACUGGUUUGGCACAUCGCUACUGCGCAGUGCUGGUUUCAAGAAAUGAAGAAAGAUCCUGGAAAUACUGAGAGCUUUUUGGCUUCAAAUCCAUAUACAGGCGGGAGGCGGAACCAAGUUGUCCAUAGUAUAUACAGUCUAUACUUCAAACCUUAUUAAGGAACUCUUUGUGAAUUCAUGUUUACUGAGUAUAAGGAAACUGUUUCAAGUACCAGACCUUAACCCCCUGAAACCCAACAGAUCCUCAAUGCCAUAGUCAUCUCAUAAAAGUUAAUACAAACAUAACAACAGGAUAAACUUUGAUUUGAUUUUUGUUUCUUUUUUUUUGAUGUCCUGUAGAGGCAGACCUUCGCAUAGGAGAGGUCCAGUGGGGAGACAGUGGAGUUUACAUCUGUAAAGUGGUGAUAUCUGAUGACUUGGAGGGACAAAACGAGGCCUCUGUGGAGCUGCUGGUUCUGGGUAAGAUGGCUCUAAUUUCCCAACAUGACUUUGUAAAAAAUGUGGCACAAUCAAGCAACGAUGGCAUCACAUUACAGUAUCUCUUAUUAGAUGAUACUUUCUUAUAGCACAUUUCAAACUUAACAAGACCUUGAUAAACUGACCCAUUCAUCACCAGCAGUACAAUACAGUCCCCUUUAUGAGCUGAUUUAUAACAAGAGGUGACGCUUCCUGGUCAGGCUCGCCUAAUCAGUAACCAUGGCAACAGCUGUAUUCAAACUGUAUGUCACUGUAUUAAACAAAGUUAAAAGACUAUUCACACUGCAGUCAUUCACACAAAUAUUUACCGUUAAAGUGUGUGUGUGCAUGUGUGUCUGUGUGUGUCUGUGUGUGUCUGUGUGUGUCUGUGUGUGUAUGUGGCAUGUCAGUGUAUAAGUGUUUGGCUUCCCUGUGUCCCAUGUUGUAAUGUGUCGUACCUUCGCAUUGUCAGUGUACUUGUGUGCCCUCAGUUACAAAUGUUACCAUAGCAACAGCUGAGAGGCUAUUGGCUCUUGGUGCUCUAAUUCACUCUGAGUCUGAACUUUUGUUUGGCCGGCACUCAGAGACAAAUGUGUGUGCAAAAAGACACGCACACACUUGGAAGUACCCACAAAUACACACACAAGUACAGAACAACAAGCUUUAACCGUUCCAAAAGCUCUGAGUACUUUUUCUGAGUACACUCUGAAUGUGUUAAAAUGAUCAUUUUAGCUUCUUUAUAAUAAUUUUAUCAAAAUAAUUGUAGGAUUAAAUAAUGCCAGCCUUCACAGUCUUCCUCCCAACAUGAGGGGAGUCCACCACUGAGCCAGCAUACUUUGUAUUUCCCGGGCCGGGUGUAGCUAAUAUGGCAUGUGAGGCACUUGCAGUGUUUCCAUAACAACAGUUGGGGCCACUGUGAGUGGAGGUGGGGGUCUUUUGUCUUUUCACAGUGAAGGGCUUCACAGCAAAGAAGACAGGGAAGAUAUAAUGAUGUGGAGGAGGGACAGCAGAGCACUGUGACACAAAGGAUGGGAGGUUACACCAAAUGGGACACUCAGCUGAUGCGUGGACUGCUGGUAUUUGUAGGAGCAGCUAGAUAGAGAGCACUUUUCUGCUUCUUAUUAUUUGAAGUUUUGUAGGACAGAAUCAUCCCUCUCAAUAUUUUUUUGCACACAGCUUAAAUAAAACCCUUUUAUCCAUGGUCACAUCUUUGACGGCCCAUUAUCCUAAAACAUUUUAGCAUUUAGACAAACAUAUGUCAGGCUAAAACUUGAAUUAAGAGGCUGAAAUCGGUAUCCAAUAAAACUUGGCAGGAUAUUUCAGAGAUUUUAAGUCACUGUUUCUAUAUUUUUUUAGUCAGCAAGGACUGUAAAGUAACUCAUUAGCAUGAUGUAAUUCAAUUUUUUUUUAACAGACAUCCAGAUUGUUUACGAUGUAUAUUGAUUAACAAUCAUACGAAAUUGGCGACUGUAUCAGCCUUUUAAAUUAAGCCCAUUUCUGAUUAAAUCCCUGAGAUGAAAAUUAAAGAAUGAACUCAAAAUUGACAAUUUGUAUUAUACGGAUGAAACUCUUACAAAACUCUGUUAGUAUUUUUGUUGUUUGAUUCCUCAGGGAUCCAGAGAUGAAUUAACAAAAACACUUUGCCUCUCUUAGAAACAGACGAUUACUCAGCUUUCUCACUAAUCAAAUGUCUCUGUUUAAUACUUGUUCCUGAUUGGUCAAAAGCCCAAAACAGCUGUAGUUUAUCGUGGAUAGUGAUAGCAUCGCUAGAGGCAACCUGAUCUACUCAUCUUGUUAACAAUGUAGCAAAAAAGUUAGAGAACUUAGAGAAUAUUAGUAAAAUUACUCUUGAUUUAUAAGGGAAGCACAAAAAUUUCUUUCAGUUUUUAAGGGCUGAUCGGUCACUUUCUUGCUCCCCUUCAUGUUCAUCUCAGUAGUAGAAGUACAAAACCAUAUAGGGGACAACAAGCAAGCCAUAAUAUAUGAAAGGUAAAUCUUGGUAAAUCACCAGCCUGCAGGCAAACUCAUAAAAGGCUGGAGACUCUACAAGCAUGCUGAGUUCAUGUGUUUCAGCAUGAAGGACACAGACAACACAACAGUCGGCCUUUUAUGUACAAACACCUGUACAGUAAAUAUCAGCAGCUUGUUGUUUGAUCCGUGUGGUUUUUCAGCUCUUUUUCUGUAAUUUUCUGUUUCCAACCAGUGAAAGAACAAGGUAAAAGGUACUCCGUGAGGUAUGUGCAGACAGUCAGGCGAAGAUGGUCAGCCUACUCUCUGUUUUUCAGUCUUUUUUUCCCUCUACUCAGCACUUAUCCCCACUCUCUGCAGUUUAUCACACUAUGCACCGUAAAACACUGUCUGCUCACAUCACACUCACCUACUGGCUGCACCACCCAGUCACAGACUCCCAAACAAAACACACACGCACAUUUUUGACUCAGCUUGUGACUGAUUGCCUUUUAUCUCGUAAGUUGACAUCCGCUGGCCUUGAGUGGAACUCCUUACAUUCGUGUUAGCAAAUGAAAUAAGAUAGACAAAACACCAGAUGUGAUAUUAGGAAUAACAACAGACAGGUGAUGGUGGUUUUUAGGGUAUGGAGUUAUAUUUGUUGCUUAAUUUGUAACUCACAGCUAUGAGUGGAAAAUUUCAAGUGUUGUCAAUUUCCAGCAUUAUAACAAUAUCCAAACCUUACUACAAUGUGAACAUUUAUGUCUUUAUUUCUAAUUUAAAUCAAAAUACCAUCAGUAAACUCAGGAGUGUGAUUGAUUGCUUGCUUGCUUGUCUUUCUGCUGCAGUGUCUGAAAUGACAAGCAGGAUGAUUUGUAAUAAUGGAGUGUUAUUCUAAAGAAGACAAAAGGACACCCGGUUUCAUUCAAGGGAUAUCAUCCCAUCCAAAUAGCAGGGAAACGAAGACAAAGUUAUUGUUUGGAGAACAGAGUGUCUCUCGCUGGUCUGUUCGCUGGCUGUAGAUGUGGGGAAUGUUCAGAUCUUGUGUUUCUGGCGGCUCUGCAUGUAACAUUACUCACAGCUCCUCAUGUUUUCUUCAUGAGAAUGAUUCAUGUUCCAGUCUGUCUUUUUACCAGAAAAAACAACCCCUCAGCUUUCAAUAUCAGGAAUCAGAUGAUAAGUCUGCUGACACAGCGCUCUGAUAUGAAGACUUUCUGGAACAUGACCUGGACGUUUUCUGAUGCAUGCUGCUGUGGACCUGUCUGCUUUCUUUAUCUAUCUACGUCUCUAUUCUCUCUGCGUCUCGCUCUUUUGUCUUGAUUCUCUCUUCAUGCAUGCGGCUGCGAUAGCUUGAAUCAAUCAUGUAUGUCAACGCCAUUCCUUCUCCUGUCCUCCUCUGCUCUGUCUCUCUCCAGGUUUUUCUUGGGUGCCUGAAGAUCUCCUGCCAGACUUUGAUUUGAAGAUUAUGCCAGGUAGGGGCAUAAUGUAUUCUCCCCCUAACCUUGUGCUUCCUAUUUACACUAACCCUACUAACUGCUUCAACCAUGUUAGAUGGCGGUAGUUGGGGUUAGUCCCCGGGAACGAUUCUCCCUCACAGUUUGAGAAAAGUGUCACCUGAGAUUUCAGUCAUGAACCUUGUUCUAACAAAAUAGGGCCAAACAUUAAAUCUAGACUUAAACCCCCUUUUUAAUAGGGGUGGGAAUCACAGAGUCACUCAUGAUACAAUCAAUAUAUAAUAUGGUAUGAUAUGAUUCCAUAGCAUACAUCAACUAAAAGCAAUACAGUAGUGUAAAUUAUAAUGAGUUACAAUACAGUAAAACUUUACUAAGUUACAAUGCAAUUCAAUAUGAUACCUUAUGGUGCAAUAUGAUACAUAACAUUAACAUAAGAUAAGAUAAGAAGAACUUUAUUUAGCCCUAAAGGGAAAUUCAAUAAUUUGUAAUGAGAGAUUAAAAUUGUUGAUUGUUUUAUGGAUUAUCAAUUCAUGAUAUGAUAUGAAAAGUUACAAUAUGAUACAUGAGAUUAUGGCACGAUAUGACAUGAAACACUGGGAGAAGUUAUCAUACCAUACAGUUUGAUUCUAUACAAUACAGUACCACAAGAUACAAUACAAAACAUUAUGAUACUAUACAACAUGAAACAGUCCUAUACAAUACAAUACAUUACAUUAUUACACAUCACAACAUAAUACAACAUGAUAAGAUUCAAUAUGAUAAAAUGAAAUUCUAUAUUAUACUGUACAGUAGGAUGAGAUGAUGAGAAAUACAAACUUGUCAUACUAAUCCAUACCAUUUGUUAUUUUAUGGAACAUUUUGUUAUGGUUUUGUACACUAUGAUAUGUUUGCCUUGAAUUUUCCUUCAGGGAUCAAUAAAGUUUUUUUUUCUUAUCUUAUCUUAUGACACAAUAUGCUACAGUACCACAUUUGAUUAGCAUUGAAAUAAGAAUAGGAUGAGGAAUUCUGCACUUAGCUGACACCAGAAGAUUUAGUGCAGAGUUGAUAGCAUUAGCACCACCAUGCUGGGUAAUGGAGUAUUCACAGAGCGAGUCAAUAUGAAAGGGGAAUCUUUUUAUAAAGAGCUGCAUUAUUUCAAAAUCAAAAUGUCCAAGUGAUAUGAUAACUGUACCCCAUGAAUCAGGAGGAUGAUUACCAUAUUGACAUUUCUUUCCUUGUUUCUUAAACAUGUGCUCCUUUGGUAAUGACUAACAGCUUUGAUACUGUCGGACAUUCCCUACUCAUAUGUAAGCAAAUGUAAUACAACAGCUACAAUGACCCUUGCUAAUGUUGACACCAGAGUGGUUUUCAGCUCAACAGAUCGACACACCCUGUCUAAUAAUGAGAUGGUCAUCACUCCCUCUUAGAUGAGUUCCCUGUGCUGGAAAACAGCUAUUAUAGUCAUUAUGGUUAUUUAUGGCUGUGGUUAGCAUGUCAUCCUACAUUAUUUGGACACGACCCAGUAAAAAAGAAGUGAUGAGAAGGAGGGAGGUUUGUUUAUGGUCAAGUCAAAUUCCAGUAAUACUUUUUUUAAUUAUCAGGGUUUGUGGGAAUAUGAUGGAUGAAUGAAGCUUCAAUAAGAAGAAAUGAUUCACUCAUGCAGGAGGGUUUCUGCACGCUUAUCUCUGGUGUUCGUGGAGCAGCAGCACCAUUUGUUAUCCAAACUGACUCCCACAGUUCCCUGAAAAGUCUAAAAGUAAAGUGCUUUCUGCAGUCGUGGUGUAUGUGUGUGUCUGUGUAUUUGUAGAGGUGAUAACGGUUACAAAUCAGAUCACGUUACAAGCUAAUUUGUUGUCACAGCCAAACUCUCAGUAUCUUACAGAGCUAUGUAAACUGUCCCUUUCCUUCCUGUGGCAGAAUCAGAUUUCCUGUGUGUGUGAGAGAGUUUGUGUAUGUGAGUGCAGAGAGAGAAGAUGUUGUUUCUGGUUUUACAUUGUUAGAGAUUUCCUUAUCUGCCCUCUCCUUCCUUUUCCUUUGCUUCGUCCCCAUAGACAGAUACAUCUAGUUUAUCUCUUCUACUUGCUGUAUCACUGAUUUCCUCUCUUGAAUGCUCCAACAUUAUGAGUAAAAUCCUUUUUCUUUUCUCGCUUGUUCUCUUGUAAAGAUUGUAUUUAUUCUGUGUCCUGUCAAAGACACAUGUUUGCAGACAAAGCUGCCUCCUCCCCACAAGUGAAGCUCAAGUAUUGGGGGGGUAAUUGUCUGUGUUUAGUCAGAGUUUGAGCCUCCUGUUUCCUACAAAGAUCACAUUAAAGGGAUAUUCCGUCGUAAAAUUAAAUUAGGGUCAACCAUACCAAAACAUCGAGUUAGACACCCCAUUGAGAGAUGAAUGUUGCCGACCGCUUGCUUCUCUAGUUAGACCAACUUUGGUAAUGACCGCAGAUAGCAAUACACAGCGGUCUGAGGAGCUAUAAACAAACCUCAAACAAAACGCCACUCUGUAGGCACAAAUAAUGCUCAGAACAGCACCUAACUUCAUCAACAGUACAUAUAGGGUCCAAGCCACAGCACUACCCACCAAGCCUCUUUUUAGCUUUGCCUAAUUUCUUUAGCAAAGAGACUAAACACAUCUCACCUACUCUCUUCCAGCAGCUACUUGUUUGUAGCGAGACCUAGACCAGUCCAUUACAGACUGCUAUGGGGGUGACGCAGCUCAAGGAAGAACAUUUAUGAUCAUUACUUUAUCUUUUCCUUGAAGUAAUACUUACAUCCUUGGUAUGAUCUGAUCAAACCAAACUGUUCUCGUGUCAGUAUGUAUGAGUCUUUAUUUACUUGAAGUGUUUUCCCCUCCGUGUGUAUUUCCAGAGUGGGUGUUUGUGGCUGCAGUGGCACUGGGCAGUGUCUUAUUCCUGCUGCUGGUUGGAGUUUGUUGGUGUCAGUGCUGUCCUCACUCCUGCUGCUGCUACGUCAGCUGCUGGUGCUGCCCUGACACAUGCUGCUGCCCUCGACACUGUGAGUACAGAUCCACGGACAAAAACUCAAACUCAUUUUGGAGAGUGUUUUUGUUUUUACUGAAAAGUUUAAAUGGUUUCUCGUUAAUUUGAUUUUUUUUUUUACAGUAUAUGAAGCAGGUAAGGGUAUAAAGACGGGUACCUCCACCCCUCAGUCACCUGCUUACCCUCCAUACUUUGUCACUGGCGUCCCAACAAUGGUUCCUAUUGCCCCACCGUCCCUGGUGGACAAGAUGUCGACUGUCACUCCUUCUGAUGGCAGCAUACUCGCAACAGGUGAGGUCUCUUUCAGGAGCAGUGACCUAUCAGUUUUUCAGUGUCAGUGUUCGAUGAAGUUGCUGUAGGUCAAGAUUUUGGGUCAUGUUUUGUACUUUUGUGCUUAGUCUUACUGUUAGUUCUUGUGAUUCACCAGUUUUGAUUAGAAACAUUAGAAGUCCACACACAGCACAUGAACCUUCACAAAGACAGACUGAAGUUUUCCCUGCUCAUGAGUCAGGUGUGUAUCUGCAGUGCCCAUGCAUGCUGUAGGGGUUCCCUACCGCGUGCCGACCCCUCAGGAGCAGGACUCCCUCAGAGUGCUCCAGUACGUAGAGAAACAACUGGCUCACUUCAACCCUGCCAGGUCCAUCAGCCACCAGUGUAAGCUUCCCGAACCCGUGCCGUGGAUUUCUUCUUCAAAUUGCUGCCAGGAUCUCUCAGAGCAUGUUCAUCCGAUCAUUAGACAACGCAUGCUGCAUGAUCUUUACCUUUUCUUCUUUCUUUCAGGCUUUGUAUUCUCUCGAUCUUCCCUUGCCAUGUGUAUCUGCUCAAGCUCUCUUUAUAUUAGAUUUCCUUUUUGUUCAAAGUUGUUCAGUAAUAGGUGUGCAUGCUUACUUACACUAAAGCAUAUGUUUCCACACAUUUCACUUCAACAGUUUCUCCUGCAGCUGAUGACUCUGAUCUCCUUUUUCUGCACUGCAGGAUCUUCCUAAUGAUUGUUCUUCUCCUGUUGGAGUAAUGAUCUGUUUCAUGGUUCAUUUCUUUGCCUCAACCAUUUUUUUUUCAUUCUGACCCAUCCAGCCUGUAACCUGUCUGAGCUGAGCUCCCUCCAUGAGGGAGAAACUGGCUUUCGUCAAACAUACCGAAACGUCCAGAAGAAAGCUCUGCCGGCCAUCCCUGACCACGAGCCUGAGCCUGAACGUCAGCACUACCAUGACACCCGCAGUCCAGAGCCGCAGCGUUACCGGGAAAAUCCUCCUUCACCUCGACGGUAUCGCGAUGACCCCGACUCAGAGCCCCGACGGUGUCAGGAUGAGCCCCUUCCUCCACGGCGGUACAGUGAUGACCCUCCGUCCUCUUCACAGUCCCAGGGAGCUCCUCGUAAUCAACGGCAGAAGACUCACAGCGAUGAUGAAAACCACAAGAGGUACAGAGACUUCUUUUUGAGUGUUACUGUUUCUACAAUCACACAGGCAGGAGAAAAGCUUACUGAUUUCUUUCUUACCUCCGUCUUCAUGUUCAGAGAGGACUGCUGCUUUUUGUUUGAAUCAGACUGUUCCGAUCAGACCUCUUUUCCAUGGUUUCUCUUGUUAUUGGACUUUGAGUGGGAUUAUUUUGAGCAAAGUCUUUGUGAUAAAAAGAUUACUCAAAACCUUACAUGACCAAGGACUUCGCACUCUGCAGAGGAUUUCUAGCUUAGGAAAUAAAAGUUUUUCUGAUUGGAUUUUUCAUCCAAAUUUUUUCUGCAUGAAGUAAAUAAAAGUCAAAUGAACAGCUCACAAAGGAAGAAGAGCUGCGGCCUGUUUAAUGUAAUACUUAAUAGGCUGCAGAAAACUCCAUAUACAGUGCAUCAAUUCCCUGUUUCUCUCUGCCUUGUGUUUCCUUUUGCAGGUGGAACCCCCGAUCAGAGCAUCUUCACAGAAAGACGUACCGCCCUGAAGGCCGGACUGGCUCACUGGAUGAGCUGGAGGAGUUUGCUGCUUCAUACAAGCAGAGAGGAACCAGAGUGACAGACGUACGAGAAGCAGAAAGAGGCGAGUACGAGAUGGAGCUUCAGGAGUUCAGUCGGUAUCCUUCCUAUCGGGACUGUCCUGCUCAGUAUUAUCACAGCGAUGAAAAUGAGCUUGAAGACAGCAGCGACCGUGAAGAUCACACCAGGAGAAACAAGAAGAACAGACACAACAUAAGCCCGCUGUCUUCACCUAAAAAGAGGAGGGGCACUUGGGGCAGCGAGCGUCCUGUCCCGCCUCCUCCCAGAGUCAGUCCUCCGUCGAGUUCUUCUCAAGAGAAGGACUACGACAGCACCUUCCUGAACAAGCUGCUGGAGCGCAAGGCGAAGCUGCGAGGGGUCAGCCAGGGGAAAGGUGGGGCCCGAGGCGAGGAGGAUUCAGACACGCCCUCAAGAGGCAGCUCCAAAAAGAGCAGCGGGGAAUCCAGCCGGCAGCACAGCCGCUCGCCUAGUAACAGGCCCGAGGUGGAAUCACUGCCUUCUUAUUCAGAGACAGAUCGUAACAGAACUGACAGGCCAUCCCCUCGGCCACCUCCUGCUAACGCUCGCUCCUCUCCGGCCCCCGUUCACUCCCUACCCGGUCGCAGAGAAGAACCCAGAGACAAGAGCCGUAAAGUGGUGAGUGACGUUUGAGUCGAUAAAUCACUCUAAACAUGAUCCUGGUCGAAGAUCAACAGCAUCACCUUUAGUUUAAUAUCAGGUACAGGAAAUUUAUGAAGAUGUCUACCAGAUAAAUGCUAACAACAUGCUGUUUGGUGCUCAGUGUGUUAUUCCAGGACUCUAGCAAGGUGUUUUAAACAGAGAGACAUUUUCCUACAACCUUUGAGGUGCUCAGCAGCCUGACCCGAGAGGGUUGGAAAGUUUGCUCAGGUCGUUUUUCCUUGAACUGUUAGCUUAGCUUGCAGGGUCAAACAUAAAUUAUCUGUCAAACACAGACAAAAUGUUCUGGGUGGCUCUACAAUCCCAGUUUGGGCAAAAGUUUAACAUUUCCUCUGCUGUAUAAAAAUGUUGAAAUGAAGUUUCUCAUUUUAAAAUUAAAUUGGUAUCACAUUUGUAAAUACAAGGACUGUUGUUUUUUAAAAAUGUCUUUCAAAUUGCGUCUUUUUAAAGUAAGUUUAUAUGAUUUUAUUGGCACCAUCUUCAAUGCUCUGUGUAACGCAACAUGAACACAAAGGGAACUCUAGUUCAUCCUCUGUUUAUUCUUGAGGUUCCUAAACUAACUGGGCCGAAAAAUAUCAAAUUCAUGGCUAUUAGGAGGGUUUUAUGAUCCUGGAUUAAGCUUCAAAUAAUCCUCUUUUCUCGAUGGCAUGGAGAAAUUUUAUUUAAGGUUCCUAGAGAUGUUUUUUCUCACACAAAGCUAAAAGAAACAGAUCAGUAAGAUGUCAUGAUUCUUGCCCGUUAACAAUGAAAAAAGCCCCACGUGAGCUUGUGCAGUAAGCAUGUGCUGUUGCUGUUUGCAUCGCAGUAGUUUCUCAACCUUUUAGGCCUCUGACCUCAUUUUUACGACCCAAAAUGUCUGCAGCCCCUUCGCUCAGAGAUUAAAGGUGUCAUGUGAACUGGAUUAGGGCACAUUUGGAAGGAGCUCCAAGCUGUGUGGUACAGAAAACUUGAACCUUUUUUGUCGAUCUCUCCACGUUUUCUGAGCUCUGAGGUUGAGAAAUGCGUCUGACCGUUUAAAGAAGGUUUGUAGGCCUGAAGUAAGUGUUGUUGUUGUGCCUUUGACAGGUCAGGUUCAGAUGCUACCACAGUGAAAGCUAGGUAGACCCCUCUGUUUUGUAUAUAAUUACCCCGAGUAACAUUCAUAACUGUCCCUCCCUCUCAAACCUGGGCCAAAAAUGUUUCCAACAUGAAGUGCUGAAAUUUAUCCAGCAGAACCAGCUGAGAGAGGCUUGAAUCAAAUCCUCAAAUUAUACAGAGAAGACACUGUGAUGCAUUUUGUCCCAGGUUCUACUUCCCCAACAUAACUCUGUUUGGCUAAUGUUUAUCUCUUUUAUUAUCUCAUCUCACUAAAAAAGAAAAGUGUCCAAAUGUAUAAACUGUCUGUUGUUUUAAUCACUCACACUUUUCUGUCUCCACCAGAGCACUCUCCUUAGCCGGGAUUCCCUCAUCGUCUGA
Molecule: messenger RNA, 17504 nt
Organism: Xyrichtys novacula (pearly razorfish)
Lineage: Eukaryota; Metazoa; Chordata; Actinopteri; Labriformes; Labridae
Source: the annotation of a GenBank genome assembly